CAUUCUGAGUACAGCUCUCCCCACCACUGCAUCUGUCCAUUCUUCCGGUGCAUUAGUUUCUACUAAAUUAACAUGGCGAUGCCAGAGCAAGGUCUCUCAGCCGCCCUGAAUGCAAAAAUCAUUGGCGCCGGCACUGAACCCAUGGUUCUUGCACAUGGGUUUGGUGUAGACCAAUCUAUCUGGGACAAAAUCACUCCCUUUUUGGCUCAGCAUUACAAGAUUAUGGUUUUCGACUGGCCCUUCUCAGGAUCUGUACAAGACACAAACCUUUACGACCCUGUCAAAUACAGUUCAUAUGAUGCUUUUGCCAACGAUUUGAUUACUCUUUUGGACGAAAAUUGUUUAAAAUCAUCAGUUUUUAUCGGCCACUCCAUGUCUGGUAUGAUUGGAUGCAUUGCUUCCACGAAAAGGCCAGACCUUUUUAAGAGGCUCAUACUCAUUGGAACUUCUCCCAGAAACAUAAACACGGAUGAUUAUGAAGGAGGGUUUAAGAGCUCAGAGAUUGAGGAACUCAUUUCAAGCAUGGAAACCAACUAUUUUGGCUGGGCAUCAAGCUUUCCUUCUCUUGUUGUGGACUCAAAUGAUGCUCUAUCGGUGGAGAAGAUUCAAAACUGCUUUACAUCUAUGAGACCUGAGGUUGCGGUAACCUUGGCUAAAACCGUGUUUUAUAGUGACCAAAGGGAAAUUCUGGAUAAAGUUACGACUCCAUGCACAAUCAUCCAAACUGCAAGCGACAUUGUCGUUCCAAACUCGGUUGCUCACUACAUGCAAGAGAAGAUCAAGGGAAUAUCAACGAUGGAAAUGAUCAAGACUGAUGGACAUUUCCCACAGCUCACUGCUCACCUGGAGCUUGUUCAAGUCCUCGGUGGAGUUUUAGGGUUUUGAUCUUUGAUCGAUCUCUUUGUACGUUUAUGUAGGCGAUAUACGUUGCCGACUAUUUUCCUUUAGUUUGUGAUGAUGAUAACUUGUUAAAAAUUAUACUAUGAAAUGUGAUGUCGAAUGUGUUUUAUGCA
Molecule: messenger RNA, 1013 nt
Organism: Mangifera indica (mango)
Lineage: Eukaryota; Viridiplantae; Streptophyta; Magnoliopsida; Sapindales; Anacardiaceae
Product: strigolactone esterase D14-like
Exons: 2
Coding region: 73-885 (270 amino acids)
Source: RefSeq, a predicted model, not a curated record